Messenger RNA from Salvelinus fontinalis (brook trout), 5378 nucleotides. It is a transcript of the gene afap1, whose product is annotated as actin filament associated protein 1. Gene Ontology annotation, molecular function: SH2 domain binding; SH3 domain binding. Lineage: Eukaryota; Metazoa; Chordata; Actinopteri; Salmoniformes; Salmonidae. Gene Ontology annotation, cellular component: cytosol. Bases 599 to 3100 code for a protein of 833 amino acids. The transcript is spliced from 18 exons. The record is from RefSeq and is a predicted model, not a curated record.
UCCUCUCUGGCCGUACGUGUUUUUAUUUUUUUUCCUGAGCUAACUGCAAACUUCCAGACAGAGAGAGCGCUGGGCGGAGAGAAAUAGUUGCGUCUCAUUUUACAGCGAAGAAAGAGAAAGAGAUACAGAAAAACAGGGGGACAGAUUUUAAAGCGCAGUCUUCUCUCGGUGCACUUGCUUGUAAGACACGAUUAUCUCUCUAUGUUAUAGCUGCCUGUCAGCACCGUGGUGCAAAACUGCAGAUGCAACCAUUCAGACAAGAUCCGCUCUGUUUCUGAGCCGAGCAGGACAUGCAGACACAGGCAGUUUGACUAGCGAGAGUUUUGAAAGAGGGAGGAGGACGGAAGGAAGGAAGCAAAGAGGGAAGAGGAGGAGAAAAGAGCCGGAGAAAAGUUUGAAAGGAUACGCGAGACCGGAGACGUUGCCGGUUGGUCACCGUGAAGAAAGGCUAUUCAAAGCUGGUAUCGCGGGGGAAAUCUAUCCUCGGAUAAACAGACGAGGGUCUGUCGUUGGCCGCUGCCGGGCGGGGAGAGGGAUUUUAUUGAUAUUCGGCAGCUGCCGGGAACGCGCCUGAUUCCGUUUGCUGUUUGGGGAAUAGAUGCGCUGGGAAGCCACGAUGCGGAGCGAUCCCAUUUUGUUCGCUUCCAGGGCCAUGGAGGAGUUGGUGUGUGAGCUGCGUCUGUUCCUGGACCUGCUGGACAGGGAGUAUCUGAGCUCUGGGGUCAGGGAGAAGAAGAAGCUCAUCUCUGACAUCCUCCACAGGGUCCUCACCGCUAAAGAGCCCUCGUUCAAGUCAGAGGUCCACAGCAGCCUUCCGGCACCCCCUCAGAUGCCACUCCCUGAGAUCCCACACCCCUGGCUCCCUCCAGACAACGGGCCUCCUCCUCUCCCCAGCUGCUCUCUCCCAGAGGGAUACUAUGAAGAGGCCGUCCCCCUCAGUCCUGGAAAAGCCCCAGAAUACAUCACUUCCAACUAUGAUUCUGACCAGAUGAGCAGUUCGUAUGAGUCGUAUGACGAGGAGGAGGAGGAUGGGAAGGGGAACAGAGGGAAGAAGAUGCGUCACCAGUGGCCUAGCGAGGAGGCGUCCAUGGACCUGGUCAAGGACGCGCGUAUCUGUGCCUUCCUGCUGCGCAAGAAACGCUUCGGCCAGUGGACCAAGCUGCUCUGUGUCAUCAAGGACAACAAGCUGCUGUGCUACAAGUCAUCUAAAGACCAGACGCCCCAGAUGGAGCUGCUGUUAUCAGGCUGUAGCAUCACACAUGUCCCCAAGGACGGCAAGAAGAAGAAAGACGAGCUGAAGAUUGUCCACCAGGGGGCAGAUGCCCUGGUCCUGGCCGUGCAGAGCAAAGAGCAGGCUGAGGAGUGGCUCAAGGUGAUGAGGGAGGUGUGCAGUAAUGGCUGUGACUCAGAUGUAGCAGGGUCUCCUGUGCACAAGCCCGACCUGGAGAAGAAGGUUAUGUGUGAUAGGCCGAGCUCAGACGGAGAGCCGCCCAAUGAGAACGGACACACCGUCACCGACUGUAAGGACCAAGGUAAAGGGAAGAAGGACUCUCAGAAGAGUCAGAAGGGAGGUACGCUGGGUAAAGGGGCGGGGAAGAAGAUCACUAAGAUCAUUGGCUUAGGCAAGAAGAAGCCGUCCACUGACGAACAGACAUCUUCAGCCGAGGAGGAUAUACCCACCUGUGGCUACCUGAACGUGCUGUCCAAUAACCGCUGGCGUGAGCGUUGGUGUCGUCUGAAGGACAACCAGCUCCUGCUUCAUAAGGACCGUACUGACCUGAAGACCCACACGGCCAGCCUGCCCCUCAGAGGCUGCGAGGUCAGCCCUGGACUGGACUCCAAACACCCCUUCGCCUUCCGCCUGCUCCGCAAUGGACAGGAGGUGGCCGUACUGGAGGCGUCCUCCUCAGAGGUCAUGGGUCGGUGGCUGGGGAUGCUGCUAGCUGAAACAGGCUCUAUCACAGACCCUGCUGCCUUACAUUACGAUUACAUAGAUGUAGAGACUACCGCAAACGUUAUCCAGCUGGCCAAGCAGUCGUUCUGCUUCACUAGUAAACGUGCUGUAUCUCCCAACCCUUAUCUGGACAACCCUGCCAACAGCUACGCAUGUCCCUCUGGAAUGGCACUGCACUAUGAUGAUGUGCCAAUCAAUGGAACGGACCCAGAGGCGCUAUACUCCAGCCCUGCCACCGGAGGGCGACGUCUGAGAGAGGAGGUGUUGUAUGAGAACACUGACCCUGACCUGUAUGAGAACAUGCCUUCGCCCAAGCUGGCCGCCCGCUACUCCCCCAAGCCCAGUCGCCUGGCAUCAUCCUCCUCCUCCUCUUCCUCCAGCCACUACAAAACCCCUGGCCCUGUCAAAUCCAAACUCCUCUCCUCUUCCUCCGCUUCCUCGGCUAACACUAACACUAAAGCCGUUACUCAGCUGAAGGGAAAAAAGGUCCUAGUGACCAAUGGGACAGCGUCUAAACAGAAGGUGGACAAGAACCAGGCCAAGAAGACCAAUGGAACAACCAAUGGAACAGCAUCUGUGAAACGCAACAACUCCAGUGCAGAGCAGUAUAAGUACGGUAAGAACCGUGUGGAGGCGGACGCCAAGAUGCUGCAGGCUAAAGAGGAGGAGCUAAUAAAGAGAAAGCAGGACAUUAGGAACCGUCUGACCCAGCUGAAGAAGGACAGGAAAGACCUGCGCACCGCCAUGGAGGCCAGCACCGCUAAGCGUUCCGCUGGGUCCCUGGCAGAGCGGCUGAAAAAGGUGGAGGACGAGUGCAAGCUGAAGGAGGACGAGCGGGUGAGCCUGGAGCUGGAGAUGACAGAGGUCAAGGAGAGUCUGAAGAAGGCCCUGAAUGGAGGAGUCACUCUGGGACUCACCAUCGAGCCCAAGUCUGGCACCUCCAGCCCACAGUCCCCAGUGUUGCUGAGGAGUACCGUAGAGAACUCUCCCAUCUCCAGCUGUGACACCAGUGACACGGAGAGCUGUUCUACUCUGCCCGUCAACAGUGCCUCCCUCCUCCGCAGAACGACCAAUCAGAAACCCUCGGCCGUCCGCGGCCAUGUCCUCAAGAAGGCCAAGGAAUGGGAGAUGAAGACGGGCACAUGAGCAACAACUCUCUUCACAACAGUCCUAUCUUAUUCGCUUUUUAUUUUAUUUUAACGCGUGUAUAUAUUAAUUUAAAUCAGUUCAUAUGGGGGAGAAGGUUGAAGAGGAGUACAAGCAUAGCCAAACAGAGAGACGAUCAAGACAGUGCUGAUUUUUGUCUACUUUAUUUCCUGGACAUAAAGAACUAGCAGUCUUUUUCUAGCGUACUAUUGUGUAAUACCAUGUCAUGUUUCAACUACUCUGUCGUGUCCUUUUGCCCAAUCUUGUGUUUUUUUUGUUCGUUAUUUUGCAGACAUCCACUUUCAUACAGUCUCUUGUUGCCUGUUUCUCCGUCACAUAAAACAAUCAGGUUUCUAAAACUCUUGGGCUUCCAAAAUCAAGUGCAUAUUUAUUUGUAAAUGUUUCUUAGGUAAAUACUAGCAUCCUGGUGAUUAUUUAUGUUGAUGAUAUUUAAUGCUUGUUGUAUUGUAUAGCUCCCUCUCUUUAGAACAGGAACUGCACUGUGCCACUAAUGUCCACAUCAUCUGGAUCCAGCCGUUAGUAUCACUGUUAGGCAAUCAUCAAACCAGCAAUACGCCUACAGUACUGCUAGUCCUUAGUGGUUGAUGCCUGGGAGUGGGCCUUUGGAAUGCGCCACUCAGUAAAGUGCAGGUCAAACUAAGGCGUGGUGGUGUUCUGGUGAGUUUGGCCACUGGCGUUGGAAAAGUCUUCAACCCCAAGUAAUGUAGCCUCUUGUAUUUACACUUCUACAUCCAGGAGCCUCAGGCCAGCUCUUUUAAUCAUGCCACUGGUGCACUGUAACCGCGUGGUCUGGUCUCACUCUGUGUGUGUGUGUGCGUUAGUUUGUGUGUGUGUGUGUGUGUGUGUGUGUUAGUUUGUGUGUGUGUGUGUGUGUUAGUUUGUGUGUGUGUGUUGAAAUGUCUUGAGGCACAUUCCAACCCCAUCAUUAAUACACUGUUAGAAAUAGAAGCCCUUGCAGUAUGGUCAGAAAUACCGUGGGUUCUCCACUUCAACCAGAGACUGUUAACCUGGUUGUGGAUUCUUAACUUCCAGUUGCUACUCUAGCAACACGUUUCAGCUCAUGCACAUCACACACACACACACACACACACACACACACACACACACACACACACACACACACACACACACACACACACACACACACACACACACACACACACACACACACAGACAGACAGACAGACAGACAGACAGACAGACAGACAGACAGACAGACAGACAGACAGACAGACAGACAGACAGACAGACAGACAGACAGACAGACAGACAGACAGACAGACACUUUUAUGUAAUUUAUUUCUAAUGGUGUUUUUGAUAAUGAUUUUACCACAUCUACAGUACAUUGCAAAAUAUUCCCAUAUCCACACUGCAAAAUAUUCCCAUAUCCACACUGCUCAGUGUAAUCUAACCACGGUGCUUUGUAGGGGUGAGACGUAGCAUGUUGAUGUACUACUGCAAGCAAGCUAAGUUUUUACUAUUUUCACUCAAAGGCACGUUUACCUUUAAAACGUCUGGUUUAUGGUGCAUUUAUUGGCCUAGUUGGAAUAUGAGACUGUGCGUAACAAAAAUGGCCGCCAACAGCUGUUUUCAAGUUAUCAGUGUACAUGUUUGUAUCCCUCUUUGCUUCUCUAUUCAUUCAGAUUGAGGUUGGGAUUCAAUCCCAUCGCGGGUUAAAUGCAUUGUGGUGUUUUAAAGGCAAUUGAGUCGACAUAUCCAGCAUUUAUCGUGAAUGGGAUCUUCGCGAACGUGGGAACAUUGCCUUAAAAAGCCUCAAUGCCUAUAACCUGCGAUCGGAUUGGAUCCCGGCCAAAGUCCCACUAGGCUGCGAGUUAGAGCUAGCUCUUCACCACAAGAUGAGGGAGAGAUGAGGAGAAAGGUUACCAGGGAGAGGAGAAAGGUUACCAGGGAGAGGAGAAAGGUUACCAGGGAGAGGAGAAAGGUUACCAGGGAGAGGAGAAAGGUUACCAGGGAGAGGAGAAAGGUUACCAGGGAGAGGAGAAAGGUUACCAGGGAGAGGAGAAAGAGUUACGCGUCUUGUCCAUUUUGGACCCCUUUCUUCGCUGUUUAAACAACUUCAAAUCUGAAAUGGGCCUCAGAGAGAGAUGAUGUCACUCAGAAAAUGUGAACCCAUUGUACCUGUACAUAGAUUUUUGGGAGGGGACAGGAUGGGAGGAGUAGGAGGGGGGGUGUAUUGGGUAAAGGGAGUAGGGGAGAAACAACAAAAGAGUGGAAAGGGGAGAAAGGCAGGAGAGUG